AUGUAUCAAUUUAAAAAAGACGAGCAUGCCCAACUGUUGUUGAAACACCUUGCGGUGAUGCAAGCCAACCGAAUAUUGACAGACCUUACUGUACGAACCAAAUCAAAAGAUCAUGAAGAAACGUUUCAUUCCGUGCUUCUUGCCGCAAACAGCCCAUUCAUCAGACGUAGUCUUACAGGAAAACGUUUUGAUUGCACCUCGGGAGUUAUCCCACUUGACCUGACUCAACAGCAGCUUGAGGCCUUUCUCGAUUUCGUGUAUAAGUCCGAACUCCCCACAGACCAAGGAGUGGUCAAUGGCUUGCGACAUUUUGCGUCGAGGUACGAGAUGACUUACCUUGAAGAGCUGUGUCAAGAAAGAGGAUUGGAACGUGAAGGCCAUGAAAGAAUGACUGUUCUGUCUAAGCGCCAGGAAGAUGUGUUGUCUCAACUGCAUGACAUGCGUGAGAAGAAGGAAUUGACGACGACCUAUUUGGAAGACUGCGACGGUAGCUUUCAGUUUGCAGUACACGGCCCACUUCUUGCAGCAGCGUCGCCAGUAUUUCAAGACAUAUUUUCGGAUGAUCUGUUAUCUCAAGAGGGCUCAAGGUAUCGCCUGAAGGACGUCACGUGCAAUACUCUAGGAGACCUUAUAAAUUUCAUUUACACGGGGGAAGUCACAUUGGAAGAAGAAAAUGUGGUCGAUUUACUUCAUGCAGCAUACGAUUACGAGAUUCCCACACUUGCCAGGGCCUGCUGUGAUUGGCUGGAAGUGCAGUUAAGCUCUUACAAUGCAAUCGGCAUUUGGUUGCUCGCGCGGGAACAGCAAAGUGAAUACAUCAGUGAUCUUGAAGAGAUCGCUAAGAGCUAUAUCAUUGCCAACUUCACCAGCGUGUGCAGAGAAGAUGAAUUCCUAGAGCUUGAGUACGAAGACCUUGAGGAAAUCAUUCGAAAUGACUAUCUGGGUGUGCAGAACGAAGAAGAGGUGUUCGCUGCAGUUGUCAACUGGAUAAAGGCAGACGAAGGUCGCUCAUCUUUCUUUUGCGAUUUACUGAAUCGCGUUCGUCUGGAGUGCGCUAGCUCUGAAUUUCUUUGUGACAUGGAGAAAGAUCCCCAUGUCGCUAACUGCUCGCAGUGUCUACAAGUUGUUCAGAGGGCCCAAGCAAAGAAGAUUCAAGCCUCCAACCGUACCCCAGAAGUUACUCGAUUGCAUUAUGAUGAUGAAGCUGAUUUCAAGAGAAACCUGCUGUAUGAAUUUCUAGAGUCAACACGAGUCAAUGAUGAUCAUCUUAACGAAACGACUGAGGAGACUCCACCUAGGGAACCAAGGAAGAGUAAAGAAAAAGAUAUGCGCCUGAAACAGAACAGACAUGGACAGCUCAACAAAGAUGGCUCACCUGAUAUGCGUUUUAAAGUUAACAGGAGGCACUUAAAUCAGCGGAAUUUGGAUGGUACGCCAGACAGGCGUCAUAAAGGCAACAAAGAAUCCAACCGCUCAACGCAGAAAGAUGCUUAUGUUACUACCGAGGGUCCACUGACAAAAACUGGCAAACCGGACAUGCGUUUCAAGGUAAACAAAGAAGCUUAUGGCCAGUCAUCUUCUCAGAAGAGCACGAGAACCCCGCACGGUGAAAGCAAGCGAAAGGGUGUUCCUCUUAAAAAGGAUGGAACACCAGACAUGAGGUACACUGUAAACAAGACACCAGAAUCUGUGAACAGUGCUUUACCAGGCAACGGAGCAACUCCACUGAAACGAGAUGGUACACCUGACAUGCGCUUUGCGGUCAACAAGCCAGCGAGAAAACCUGCAUCACCCGCACCAUCGUACAGCAGUUCAAGUGGUCCACUUAAGAACGAUGGCACACCAGAUAUGAGAUACGCAGCAAACAAGUCAUCCUAUGAUAGUCCAUCGUCGUCAGGGUUUUGGUCUGGUGGUUCAUCCUACGGCACUAGGUCAUUGGCCAGUCUGGGAUCUCCUGGUCCGCUAAAGAGCGACGGUACUCCAGACAUGAGAUAUGCUGCAAACAGAUCUUCAUAUUCGAGUCCAUCCUCGUACAGUGGAUCAAGCUACAGUGUCAGUUCGUCUUCAAGUGGAAGUAGUUUUGGAGCGGGUCCACUGAAAAGUGAUGGCACUCCAGACAUGAGGUAUGCUGCAAACAGAUCUUCAUAUUCGAGUCCAUCCUCGUACAGUGGAUCAAGCUACAGUGUCAGUUCGUCUUCAAGUGGAAGUAGUUUUGGAGCGGGUCCACUGAAAAGUGAUGGCACUCCAGACAUGAGGUAUGCUUCAAACAGAUCCUCCUAUGGUAGUUCGUCCUCGUUUGGUGGAUCAAGCUACAGCUCCAUAUCAUCUUCUAGUGGAAGUAGUUUUGGUGGAUCCAGUUCGUGUGGGCCACUGAAAAGUAAUGGUACUCCUGACAUGAGGUAUGCUUCAAACAGGUCCUCUUAUGGUGGGUCAAGCUACAGCUCCAUAUCAUCUUCUAGUGGAAGUAGUUUUGGUGGAUCCAGUUCGUGUGGGCCACUGAAAAGUAAUGGUACUCCUGACAUGAGGUAUGCUUCAAACAGGUCCUCUUAUGGUGGGUCAAGCUACAGCUCCAGAUCAUCUUCUAGAUCAUCUUCUAGGAAGUAG
Molecule: messenger RNA, 2604 nt
Organism: Porites lobata
Lineage: Eukaryota; Metazoa; Cnidaria; Anthozoa; Scleractinia; Poritidae
Source: the annotation of a GenBank genome assembly